Molecule: messenger RNA, 1638 nt
Organism: Pogoniulus pusillus (Red-fronted tinkerbird)
Lineage: Eukaryota; Metazoa; Chordata; Aves; Piciformes; Lybiidae
Gene: ACOT7
Product: acyl-CoA thioesterase 7
Exons: 10
Coding region: 55-1098 (347 amino acids)
Biological process (GO): palmitic acid biosynthetic process; acyl-CoA metabolic process
Cellular component (GO): nucleoplasm; cytosol; extracellular exosome
Source: RefSeq, a predicted model, not a curated record
GCGCAGGGCGUGCCGGUGCCGCAGCACCGUUGCGGGCGGGGCGCCGGUGCCGCCAUGUCGGAGCCGGGGGCCGCGGGCCCAGGGCCGGCCGCCAUCCAGGUCUCCAGGAUCAUGCGCCCAGAUGAUGCCAACGUGGCAGGGAAUGUGCAUGGGGGAACCAUCCUGAAGAUGAUUGAGGAGGCGGGAGCCAUCAUCAGCACCCGCCACUGCAACUCCCAGGCUGGGGAGCCCUGUGUAGCCGCGCUGGCGCGGGUGGAGCGGACGGAUUUCAUGUCCCCGGUGUGCAUUGGGGAGGUGGCCAACGUCAGUGCUGAGAUCACCUACACCUCCCGGCACUCUGUGGAAGUCCAGGUCAACGUCAUGUCUGAGAACAUUCUCACAGGGGCAAAGAAAGUGACGAACAAAGCGACACUGUGGUAUGUGCCACUGUCCUUGAAGAAUGUGAACAAGGUCCUUGAAGUACCCCCCAUCCAGUAUGUGAGAAAGGAGCAGGAGGAUGAGGGGAGGAAGCGCUACGAGGAACAAAAGCUAGAUCGUCUGGAAACCAAGCAGAGGAAUGGUGAUGUGAUCUUCCCUAUCAUCAACCCAGAUAGGCAGACAAAAGAGCCACAUACUGUUGGCUACAGCCAGUCCAGCUUGAUCCACCUGGUGGGACCAUCAGACUGCACACUGCUGGGCUUUGUGCACGGAGGUGUCACCAUGAAGCUCAUGGAUGAGGUUGCUGGGAUUGUGGCUGCCCGCCACUGCAAGACCAACAUUGUCACCGCCUCAGUGGAUGCCAUCAACUUCCACGAGAAGAUCAAAAAAGGCAGCGUCAUCACCAUCUCGGGACGCAUGACCUUCACAAGCAAUAAAUCCAUGGAAAUCGAAGUCUUCGUGGAUGCUGACCCCUUCGUGGAUGAGAGCCGGGGGCGGUACCGUGCCGUCAGCGCCUUCUUCACCUACGUCUCUCUGAGCAAGGAGGGGAAGCCACUGCCUGUCCCGCAGCUGCUGACGGAGACAGAGGAGGAGAAGCGGCGCUUCGAGGAGGGCAAGGGCAGGUACCUGCAGACCAAGGCUAAGCGGCAGGCGCAGCUGCAGCAGGCUGCCCAGCAGUGACCCCAGCCCGCACUCCCGCUGACGUCGCCUGCCAAACAUCCAGGUUCCUGUUUAUGUCGUGUCCGGUCCGCGCCAGGCCUCGCGCCUUCGCCCGCCCCAGCCUGCUGCCGGAGCUGCUGCGGUUGCUUCGCUGCUCAUUGGUUUAGUGCCCUAGACCUUGUGCUUUAGGUGGCUUGAGCGCCCCGAAACCCUCCGGGAGCCUGCCCCGGUCGCUCGCCGUUUGCCUCUGGAGCCCCCUCCUCACCGUUUGGUCCCUCAGCAGAGGUCCUGCCCUCGCUGGCGCGAGGCAGAGGCGCGUGGUGGCACGAGGGACGCGCGAGGCCGCGAGUUGUUGUGAUGCUGUGUUGAACUUGCCAGUCUGUCCUGAAACUGCACACCAAAGCUUACCGGCGGUGCCCGCGCUGACGGUCGCGCCCGGUACCCUACUGAAUGUCUCGAACCGUUGCGUUGACACCUCUAGGUAGUUUCUCUGUGCACAUCUAAGUUAUUUAAGGAUCCGUGGCAUUAAUAAAGUCUGUUUGUUGUGGACGGGAAGGAAAA